Molecule: messenger RNA, 647 nt
Organism: Pelagomonas calceolata
Lineage: Eukaryota; Pelagophyceae; Pelagomonadales; Pelagomonadaceae
Source: the annotation of a GenBank genome assembly
UUUACGACAGCGGCGUCACAGCGCCCAAAGAGCCAAGCCUAAGCCCGCGCCGAGGCAGCCCAAAAAAACGACCAGAGCCCCACGGAACCACCAUGACCAAGAUCCAGCACGUGCUCCCGGCGACGCCCUUCCGGGGCGAGGUUGUUGUGGAGGACAACAAGCCGCAAGCACCUAAACCACAACCCGAGGAGGAGGUCAAGCACGGGAGAUUAGUAAAGACGCUCAAGCGCCUCGAAGCGUCCGAAGCCAGGAAGGAGGACCGGGCGGCGCGGCGGGAGACGUACCUCGUGGCGUCGGGCGAGCGCGACGCCGCGCUGAAAUUGCUCGAGCAGCGCCUCGGGACCUCGUGCGAGCGCCUCGAGUCUUAUUUAAGGUGUCGCUUCAUGGUCUUCGAUCCGAAGGAGAUCGGCAAGAUCGACAUGGCCGAUUUUGGCGCUUUAUUGGGUUUGUUGAGGGACGGCCGCGACGCCAUGGACCUCGAGAAGCAACUCAUGAUUUUAGAUGUGGACGGCGACGGCAUGGUGAGCUACCUGGAGCUGGUGCGGUGGUGGCUCCGCGAGGAGAAGCUGGAGGGGGAGGCGACCGCAGAAUAAGUAAAACUAGCCCCUCGUUAGAGAGCCUAGCCGCCGCGCGCCGUCGCCGCGGCA